AUGGCGCCGAAAGAGCGAUCCACCGGUGCCGGAAAACCUAACGGCCACCCCGCCGGACUUGGUGUUAGUGUUGGUGCGAAAGAGCCGCAUUUUAGAGGAGUUAGGAAACGGCCAUGGGGGAGGUACGCCGCUGAGAUCCGUGAUCCGGGGAAGAAAAGCCGUGUGUGGUUGGGAACUUUUGAUACGGCGGAGGAGGCUGCUAGGGCUUACGACGCGGCGGCGCGUGAGUUUCGUGGUGCUAAAGCCAAGACUAAUUUUCCGACACAUGAUGAUCUUGGUUUGUUGAAGCUACAAACGUGUCCGAAUCAGCGGAGCCCGAGUCAGACCAGUACGGUUGAAUCGUCGAGUCGCGACCCUGAACCGGUGGUUCCGCUUUUGGAUCUCAACCUGUCGUACGGUAGCCCUCCUCCCUUCGUAGUCCAGUUUCCCUACAACCACCACCACCACCAUAAUCAUAACCAACCCCGGUUCUCCACCGUCCCCGGUGCCGGCUUUUAUUCGCCGCCGGCGAACCAGAUGUUUUAUUUCAACGGAGGAUCCAAACCAUCUGCUCGCCACAUAACCAAUUGCGACAGAUCGUCGGUCAUUUUCCGGCAGUCUGCUAGUGUUGCGAAGAGCGACGACUCUGCGUCAUCAUCAGUUGUUGACUUGAAGCCGUCGCCUCCAGCUCGACGCGUCGGCGUCACAAUCGAUCUCAACUUUCCACCGCCGGUGGAUUCUUGA
Messenger RNA from Lactuca virosa, 723 nucleotides. The record is from the annotation of a GenBank genome assembly. NCBI's taxonomy places the organism in Eukaryota, Viridiplantae, Streptophyta, Magnoliopsida, Asterales, Asteraceae.